Molecule: messenger RNA, 6539 nt
Organism: Helicoverpa armigera (cotton bollworm)
Lineage: Eukaryota; Metazoa; Arthropoda; Insecta; Lepidoptera; Noctuidae
Gene: Pask
Product: PAS domain-containing serine/threonine-protein kinase
Exons: 22
Coding region: 123-3812 (1229 amino acids)
Biological process (GO): negative regulation of glycogen biosynthetic process; intracellular signal transduction; protein phosphorylation
Cellular component (GO): cytoplasm; nucleus; cytosol
Molecular function (GO): ATP binding; protein serine/threonine kinase activity
Source: RefSeq, a predicted model, not a curated record
UUUGUUUCUUUUGUUUGAAAACUCAAGCAACGGUGCAUUGUGCAUUUUGAAUAUUUGAAAUCGUAUUCAUUUCAUCACACAGAUUCUCGUAUAAUAUCUUCUUUAAUUUGUGGAUUCCCGAUAUGGAAUCUGCUGGUUUAUUAAAUUACCAAAGGACUAGUGUUGCGGAUUCUUCUAGUUUGACUCCUGUGAAGCCCAGACUCGGGAGAUUUGUAGAUGUUUACUCGCCUGAGCAUCUAAAUAUAACACCACGACCAAAACCAAAACUCACGUUCACUGAAGCCAGGGAUGAUAGUCCAAAUUUUCAUACCCCUGAAAAGUAUACCGAAGUUGAUUUUAAAUGCAGAACUGCAAAAGCCCAGCAACGUUUCCGGAAUGUGUUUAGCAACUGUUCAUUUGAAGGAAACCAGAGCUUCCCGCGCCUGAGCCGCAAAGUGCGACCCAUUACCAUGGAACUGGAGACACCUACCAAAGUCAAACAGGCUGUUGAUCUAGUCAGAGUUGAUGGACCAAAUGGACUUAGGUUCAACACAUCCCUUGCUACUGAUGUGGCCGGAUCCCCCGCUCCAUCUCAGACUGAACGCUUACAACAAACUAUAAACCCAAGCAAGGCUGUCUUUACUAUUGAACCUAAGACAUCAAAGAUUUUAAUAGUAAACAACAAGGCGUGCUCCUUGCUGGGUUACUCUUCAGGAGAGCUGUGUGGUCUUCGCUUCUCAGACCUGCUACGCAACAGAAACUGCAAGACUUUCAGUCUGCCUGAAGACUGUGAUACUUCUGAGGACGGGACUGUUGUUUUGCUCAGUGGAAAGGUUGUAGAACUAAUUUCAAAAGACGGUGGUUCAGUGCAAGUGUCAUUGUGGAUAAGACAACUUGAUAAUGAUGGUCCAUGCUUAGUUGUAGCAGAGCCUGUGAAUUGUAAGAAUGUUGUGUUAACAGUAGAAGCAGACACAGGCACAGUGGUAUCGUGUGAAGGCGCUUCAGCCGCGGCCCUGUUCGGUGCGGAGUCGCGCGACAAGCUGCUGGGGGUGCCGCUGGCCACGCUCAUACCUAACGUGCGGCUACCCGCGUACGACGCGCCGGUGCCUAGGAAUAUGGCUAAGCAGAAGCUUACAGGGAGAACUCUGGACGGUGGAUGUUUCCCGCUCUGUCUAUGGAUUUCGAAGCCGGACACCACAGACUCUACGUUAUGGAACUCCGUCGUCAAGCCACACCGGCCAGUGUUUGAAGUCAAUGUCAGGGUUACCUACAACGUCAGUGGGCUCCUAGUAGUAGACGAAAGUGGUAUUAUAACAGCCUGCAACCACCACUUUGCCAUGUUAACGUUCGGCAAGCCACACUCGGAAGUCAUAGGCCAUCAUAUCGAGGACGUUAUUCAGAACUUCUGCCAGGAAGCCGAUAUUGUCAAGAUACCUGAGAGGAAUAGGAAUAUGACACUGUCGCCGGUUAAUAAUGAAAAUAAUGGGUCAGCAUCAGACACCGACGAAGACUCGUGCGGAGCGUUCAACGGCAGCCAGAAAUCAGCUUGCAUGUCACUCAACGUCCAUCCAUCCAUGCUGUCCACGACCCGAGAGAAAUCGUCCAGCGCCCUCUGUCUCGACAAGUCCUGUAGCAUGGUCACCCACACCCCCACCCCCACACAAGACAUGGUCUCCAGCAUCAGCACCACGGAACAACGAAACGACAUAUCAGCGUUACCUGACGUCACUUCCGGCAUGUCAGGAAUAUCCAUAGACGACGAGAAUUUUGGUCACAGCAGCAUAUCGAAGUCCCGUUCGGAAAAUAUACUGCGUUCCGAACAAAGCAAUCCUGCGAAACUAGUUCCUAAGCCUUCGGAGAAAUCUGAUUCUAUAUACUAUACUUCUCAACAUUCUCAGGAGGUAACGCCAACUGGGAAUGCCCCUAGAGUGAGACUCAACGAUCCUUCAUUAAGACUUUCCUUCGAUUCAAGUAAAUAUAGGUCUCUAAAAGCUAAUUUACCAGGAAAAGAUGAUAAAACAAGUCUGUCAUUAGACUUCUGUGAUUCUAAUGAGACGAGUGCAGAUUUUCUGACUCCUAUAAACGAGAUGCCGCCCCCUGGUUGUGAAAUUGAAGACUUGCCGAAACACAACGGCAAUGAAAGUGUUGAUAGUUUGAGUAAUGAUAACGAUUUGGAGACACAGACUGAAUCUGCGCCAAGGAAAUUGUAUUCAGACGACGCACCUGAAACUCCUUGCGUAGCCAAACGUAUAGUUCGCACUCUGUUGAUGACGUCGACGCCGCAACACUCGCGCAGCAAGAUACCGGCGUGUGAGUGCGCUACUGACUGUCAGCACAAAGACGGCACUUACCGGGGCGUGGUGAUGCAUAAGGAUGGCACUCAUCUUAACGUACUAUACACGGUAUCAAGCAUGCAGCUAGCGACCGGCAGUCGGGUCCGCUGUGUAUGGCUCGGCGUGCAGCUAGAAGAUGCCGCGCGACACACCACGCUGGCCUCCAGUGUUGCGUCUACUGCCGACAACUCGCUCGUGCUUGGUAACAAGUCAGCGGGCAGCCGACCUCAGUCCAUGUCGCUGGUCAGCCAGUGCGGCGACGAGCAAGUCUCCGGAGAGUACAACAAACACUACGUUACGCUAAAACAGAUCGGUAAAGGCGCAUACGGUUGCGUGAAGAUGGCAUACCGUCGCUCAGACCGUCUGCUGACGGUCGCCAAGUUCAUCCUCAAAGAGAAGGUGGGAGCACAGUUCUGGGUGGACGCGGCCGACGGCACCCGCGUGCCGCUCGAGCUCAGCCUCCUGCUCACGCUCAAGCAUCCCAACAUUGUGAGCGUGGUCGACGUUUUCGAGAAUGAAAAGUAUUUCCAAAUGGUAAUGGAAAAACAUGGCGCGGGUAUGGAUUUGUUCGAAUUCAUCGAACGACGACCGAGACUCGACGAGCCUCUACUUAGUUAUAUAUUUAGACAGAUAGGACAAGCAGUCGAGUACCUCCAUUCCCUAAACAUCUUACACCGCGACAUAAAAGACGAGAACGUGAUCAUAGACAACAAGUUCCACGUCAAACUCAUAGACUUCGGUUCGGCCACGUUCAUGAGCAAAGACACACUGUUCUCCACCUUCUACGGUACUACUGAGUAUUGCAGCCCUGAAGUUCUAGCGGGAAACAAGUAUGCUGGCCCUGAGCUAGAGAUGUGGUCAAUGGGGAUAACUCUGUAUGUGCUGACAUUCUUUGUUAACCCGUUUUCGGACAUUGAAGAUACGAUACAAGGGCCACUUGCUUUCCCGCAGGUUGUUUCUGAAGAUUUAGAGCAGCUCCUCCGUUGGAUGCUGUGCAAGGAGCCUGCCAACAGAUGCACGAUAUCGCAGCUGAUGUCACACGCGUGGAUCCGACAGCCGGUCGCCAUCUCCAAUUAUGUGUUCCAUGAGAUUGUAGAUUGCGAUCGUCAUGAAGCGAAUCCUGAAAUGUAUUACAGCGGCAGUCUCGGUUCACCACGCAGUGGAUCACCCAUAUCAUUAGCAGAUCCAAUGGUUAAAGAGCGUUCAAAUCCUUCAGAAGUGGCGAUCCGUUCAGACGGCAAGAAUGUGUCCCGCGACGAGCCCAAGCGCAACUCCAUCGCCGUACUCGCGCUUACUACCGACAGAGAUGCACAUUCUGACAACUACAGCCUCCGGUCAUCUGCCGAUAUCUUGGACAUAUCAUCAAAACCGGUAUCGGAGGCUGCUCUAACGGACAUCAGUUCUGACGCCACCGGCCACGCGGCCUGCGACAUCGACUACGAUUGUGAUCAGUACGAAUGCGACAGCUGGGACGAGUGUGAACAAGAUAGCUUCUCUUAAACGUCAUUCAAAUUCUACUAUGUUUGUUGAAAAUUCUACCAAAAGAAUGGCAACUCGAGAAAGCUCCGCCCACUUAUGUAAAAUGCUCGGGUUGACCAAAGUCUGUCUGUAUUUUUCUACAUUUUGUUUGUCACCAUCAAAACGGUGACAAACAAAAUAUUCCAAAUGAGACAAACUAAUAGAACGAAAUAUUUGCUAAAAAAAAAAAUGUUCAGCUGUCAAUGGUUGUUACUUUCAGCGAAUAUUGCCAUCAUUGUUGGUUCAUCAAUGUAACACGCGGUCGAUGUCAAAAAGAGCUUUCAAUGUAAUGGAAUCUUUGAUGUCUGAAAGCUAUAUAAAAAUAAAACAUUUGUAGCUAGACGUUGCUAAUGAUUGAACAACUUAUAUCAACUCAGCAAAGUUAAAAUAUUUUUUGCUUGUCAAAAGGUGAGGAUGAAUAUCUAUGAAUUAAUUAAUGUGUAAUAUCCAUCCCUUCGCCGUGUCUUUAUCGAUGUCCGAUAAAAUUACUCGAUAUUGUAUCGGUAAUAUAAUUAUUAUAUCAAAUGAUUAGGGUAAGUAUCCCUGUUUGAGUUAAUCCUUAGAAUUAUUAUCAGGUUGUAUGAGUGUACCUGUUCCUUUCAUCAUUAUAGUAUGUAAGAUCUGAACACUGAAAUAACAAUUUAAUUUUGAAUCGAUUUGAAAUCAUGAGACAUUUUUUUCUGUAAAUGAAAUACAGCGGCGACAAGAUGUCCACUCAGAACUAAGUGAUGUUUCUGUGUUCAGACUUUAUACCAAUUAGUUGUGCGUUAACAGUAUUAAGUUAGGCUUCUAAAUUAUACCUUUAUAUAGUCUGUUUUUUAAUCUCGUAGACUAAAUUGACACUUGCAAAAUGUCAAACUUUCUAAUAAUUUUGCUAGCUCUGUGGUGCAGUGUUGUACUUACGAUACCGGUUCGUUGAAUCGUAACUUUUUACAAUAAGUCAUCCUGAAAUAAUGGGCUUAUCCUUGAUGAUUACGCAUGGCUUUGCGUGGUCAGAUAUCCCUGGCAGUUUGUAGCACGUCGUACAGCCAUGUGUACGUACGUGAAUUUUAAAUAUAAAACUUUGAAUGAAUAUUAAAUUCGUCUAUUAUAGAUAAAAAGUUACGAUUCAACGAACCGGUAUCGUAAGUACAACACUGCACCACAGAGCUAGCAAAAUUAUUAGAAAGUUUGACAUUUUGCAAGUGUCAAUUUAGUCUACGAGAUUAAAAAACAGACUAUAGUUAUAUAUCAAAACGGGUAACAUUCAAUUCGAGUGAAAAAUGACCAAAUUUUAUAUAGUCGUAGAAUCACUAUUAUUUAAAGUUUAAAGAACCUAUUUCUUAAAAUCAUAAUGAACCUAAUUAAAAAUGUCACCUAAGUUGAUUUUUGGGUGUAAAUUAAUGUUAAAUUCUUUAGUAUUUUAAAAAUUCGAAUAAAACUAAUUUAAUUGAUCUCAAUUACGUAAUUAAACGCUAGGAAUUGCAUAAUGUCACUUGUUUAUAUUUAAAGCACCCAUUGAUUGUAACACAGAAUAUUGCCACGAUUUACAUAAGAUUUAAGAUUCAAUUGUUUACUUAUAAGCAAAUUCUAUCACCACUUCAUAUUCUUCCGAUUGUUAGAAAUAAAUAUAUCAUAAUAAUAAAUAUUUGCAUGAAUUGAAAUAGUAAAUAGCUCUGAGCCGUCUUCCUAUUGUUGACGCUGAUUUUCAAAUAUUUUAUGAAUAAAACUGCGACCGCUGACGUUCUCAGACACUUUAAAAGAUAUUUUUAACCAUGCAUGCAUGGGUGCUAUAAGCGAGCUACUAAUCCUUAACCCCCCUUUCCCAGGAACCUCUUGCUAAAAUAGGCAUAGAGAAAUUCCUUCGAACUUCACUAAAAUAAUGCACUAUAUGGGCUUAAUAGUUGAUUCAAUAUACCACUAUGUGCAUGAUUAGGCCAAAAUAAAUAACUUUAUUUAAUAUAUUUGUUAUCGUCUUAUCUACAAGUACUGUGCUCGGAAUACAUCUGCAACGUUCACUCACAACUUUAGGAAUACUAAUAAAAAGCCACUAAUAAAGAAAACAAAUUAAUCUUUGUCCAAUCAUUCAAGUUAAAUGUAGAUGUACUUACAGCACUUUUGUGUUAGUUACUUAUCAAAUAUUAUAUUAUAAGAUAGGUCAUAUAUGUAUUAUAAAAUAAAAUAUCCAGGAAUGUACAGUGAAUUUCUAUUGCAAUUGUUAUUAAUGAUUCAUUCCGUUUUGCCAAAUCUAAAGAUGUAUUGCAAUAUAACUUCAUUGUUCAAUACCUAACUCUUAUGACUAAAUUUACCGAAAAUCAGUAUUAAGACAAUACUUUAAAAUUUUCUUACAGGCUAAUUACUAGUUUUAGAGUUAGAAAUCCUAAAAGAACCAAAUUUAUUCAUAUUAUUUGUAUAACAUUGUAAAUAUCAUGAAGUAAAUGUUAACAUAUCUGUGUUGGGUUCAAAUAAGUAGAUUUUCUGGUUCAUUUGUAAAAUUGUUACUUAACUCGAACAAUUUUAUAUGUGAGUCCUUAGAGCAGUAUUUAAUUGAUAUUCUAAGAAUUAUAUUUUUGUAGUGUUCGAUUAUAAUUUGUGUUAAUUUCAAAUGUAGUAAUUAUUUAUGUCCGGUACGUCCGUUUCGUACUUAGUGCCUUACGACGGACGGCGGGUUACGUUGCUCGUGUAGGACGCUGUGACCACUCAUCGUAAAUAAACGAUAUGAAUUCCCUA